This is a messenger RNA of Menidia menidia (Atlantic silverside), 1740 nucleotides long. The record is from the annotation of a GenBank genome assembly. Lineage: Eukaryota; Metazoa; Chordata; Actinopteri; Atheriniformes; Atherinopsidae.
UCCCGGUGACGUGCACGCGGAUGUGUGCAGCAGCAGAAUGAGGGAGCGCUCAGUGACGGAUCCACGCGUGACGCAACAGGUGAGGAGGACGCAUAAAAGGCAAAGUGACGGCGGCCCACAGGAGGCUGGAGACUACACAGCGGCGACGUUUGAACAGAGGAGAUGAUCUGGGCCAUACUGCUGCUCGUUUUACUUUACGGUGUCAUCACACGCAGACGCAGAUCCAAGAGCGAACCACCUCUUGAUAAAGGACGUAUUCCAUGGUUGGGCCAUGCACUUGAAUUUGGAAAGGAUGCCUCUAAGUUCAUAAAUCGAAUGAAGGAAAAACACGGAGACAUCUUCACGGUGCGCGUCGCUGGUCGCUACGUGACCCUGCUGCUGGAUCCACACUCAUACGACGCAGUCAUCAGUGAUUCAGACUCUCUAGACUUUACAAAAUAUGCGCAGGUGCUCAUGGAGCGGAUCUUUAACCUGAAGCUUCCACAUGAGCAGCCAGCAAAAGCCAAAACCAUGAUGAAAAGUCACUUCUUGGGAGUAAAUUUGCCUACCCUGAAAAGCUCAAUGGGCCGGCACCUGCAGGGCUUGCUGAAAGCUGAGCUGCCUCAGAACCAGAGAGACUGGAAAGAAGAAGGGCUGUUUAACCUCUGCUACGGCUUACUCUUUAGGGCGGGAUACCUGACGCUGUUCGGAGGAGAGCAGAACAACAAUGCCGUAGAUCCAUCACGUGUCUACGAGGAGUACAAGAAGUUUGAUGGUUUUCUAACCAAACUGGCAAGAGGCACGCUGAAAACAGAGGAGAAGAAAACGGCAGAGAGCGUUCGCAAAAGACUCUGGGACCUUCUGGCUCCAGCAGGUCUGAAUGAGGAUUCGGCGUCAAGCCCCUGGCUCCACGCCUACAAGCAGCUCCUGCAGGAGGACGGUGUGGAUGAGGAGACUCAGAGAAAGGCUGUGCUCAUGCAGCUGUGGGCCACACAGGGUAAUGUUGGUCCAGCUGCAUUUUGGCUCUUGGCCUUCUUGUUGACAAAUCCUGAAGCUCUGAUGGCAGUAAAGAGGGAGUUUAGCCAGAUCUCGCAGAUGGAGACCUCAGAGAUUUUCCUCGUGGACAGAUCCGUGAAAACUCCAGUAUUUGACAGCGCCUUAGAAGAGACACUGAGGCUCACUGCUGCCUCCUUCAUAACCAGAGAAGUUGUGCAAGAGAAAAUCCUUCCCAUGGCUGAUGGCAGCGAGUAUCUGCUGAGAAAAGGAGACAGGGUGUGUUUGUUCCCCUUCGUCAGCCCUCAAAUGGACCCUGAGAUUUACUGUCAGCCACAGAAAUUCGAAUACGACCGUUUCCUGAAUGAGGACGGUUCGGUUAAGAAGGAUUUUUACAAAGGAGGGAAGCUGCUGCGGUAUCACACCAUGCCGUGGGGCGCCGGUACCAAUGGCUGUGUGGGCAAGCCGUUCGCCAUCAGCACCAUCAGGCAGUUUGUUUACAUGUUGUUGACCAACUACGAUCUGGAGCUCUGCGACUCAAAGGCUGAAAUACCAGAGAUAAAUACCAGCCGUUAUGGAUUCGGGAUGCUGCAGCCUGAGGGAGACUUGCUUGUUCGUUAUAAACCAAGAAAUGUGCACUAGGAAAUGGAAUACCUUACUUUCUUUUGAAUAUUUCAACCCAAUAACAUUGUCAAUAUUGUAAAUAUGUCCUUUGUACUUUUGUAUUUGCUAUUUAUAUGACUUAUUCAACUAUUUAUCAAUAAAUAU